Molecule: messenger RNA, 2200 nt
Organism: Homarus americanus (American lobster)
Lineage: Eukaryota; Metazoa; Arthropoda; Malacostraca; Decapoda; Nephropidae
Exons: 4
Coding region: 620-2032 (470 amino acids)
Source: RefSeq, a predicted model, not a curated record
UAAUUAAUCGCUUGUUCACGACAAAUUGGAGUAUUAGAGCUGGUGAAUUCGUUGUACUUGGUGGUUUAAGUGUGGUUUUUGUGUAUAAAUGGCGAAAAGAUCGGGGUUCGAGUGGGAGGUCCUUGGCGCUGAUUGGCUGGCGGAAGCCUCGAGCUGCUCCUCGACCAAUGAGGACGAGGCGGCUCACAGUUCCUUUCACCCAGCGCCAUAUUAAGUGACACCUGCGUCCUCCCACAUUAUUUCUAGUCAUCCUCACAUCUUUCAAGCGGUUAAAAGCGUUAAUAUGCUGUGGGUAAUUGUGUGCGUGACCCUGCUGGUUCACUGCCGUGGCUGCAAGACUUAGUCUGAGGAGGUGGUGAUGAGCUGGUCAAGUCCCACAUAGUUCAAGGACAAGGAAAGUUGAAUUUGGCCCAGGAUGAGGCAAGACCUGGCGGGGACGUCCUCAGAGGGUGUAGCUUUGCCUGAACUGUUUUGUAACACUGCUACCUUGACAGUACUGGCCCCUAGGCAGCAGUGUUGGUCAUGCUAGUGGUGGGUGAUGGCUGGGAUACAGUGCAGAUUGUAGGUGCCAGAAGUGUGCUCUUCAAGCUUUUAUUGUGAGCUGUAUCUGCUUGGAGCAAUGGAGGCAGAGGCAGCUGAAAGAUCAGUGUCCUCGCCCUCAGGCAGUGAGGAAAUGGAGAGUGACGGGGAGAUCAAACACGAAGAUGAGGUCGACAACGGAAAGGAUUCCGAUGAAGAGAAUGACAAAGAAGAAGCAGAAGAUUCUGACUCGGACGAGAGCGAUCCAACGGGCGAGGAAGGUUCCGAGAACUCCGUCAAGUCAGACGACAUCAAGAACUCCGAAGACAAGAAAAACACGAAAGAUUGUGAAGCUUCGGUGAACGACCAUGAUGUGUAUGUGAUGGACGGAGAAUGUUACCCCAUGGCUGAUCUACCCCUAGAGGUGAUCACUACUGUGGAACCAACCAAUUAUUCCUACCCAGUUCUCAAAAAUAUGUCCAAUGGGGUCCUGACACACAGAAAUAUAUUUACCGAGCACGAACGAUCUGUGUUAGUGAACAUCAUAAAUAAAUACCGCAACAUAGUCGACACUCGCAGCCGAACCCGCGAAAUAUAUCUGGAAAAACAGAGCGUUUGGCAACAGAUAGUGGAGGAAUACAACAGUACCGAGAAUAUUAUGGUGCGCACGGAGAAAGAAUUACGUAAGUGCUGGGACAACAUGAAGUACCGGGCGAAGCAGGCUGAGAAGGAAAUGUUCAAGGUGCUGGAUGGAGUCCAGGUGAAGGCCGAGGCUUCUGAGUUUGAAGUGAAAAUGGAGCCGCUAGACCAGUACGAUCAACGCUCUCCUUCAGAUGAUGAAGAAGACAGCACAGAGCCCUCUGGUGGUGGUGGUGGUGGUGGUGGUGCUGGUGAUGAUGACAGGGAACCUGCUUUAAAAAGAGCCCGUCAGGAAUCUCCCAAGCUCUCCAGCCUCCUGUUGGCUGCUGCAAACAAGCGUUCUCCUUCCAGGAAAGUUAAUGGAAGUAAAAAUGGUGGAGUAACAACAAACAAGAAUAGUAGCAGUGGCAGUUUCCCAUACAAUAUACCAGCUUGCACAAAGGUUCUGCAUGUAAAGAAGAAAGCUCAUCCCUUCAGUCCCACCGUAACAGUGAACACCACCUCGGCAUCAGAGAUUCCUAUAUUACCAAAGGGAUUAGCAUCUUGCUUAUCCAUUACCAAUAUCCCCAACCCUGUCAGUGCUACCAAUCACAUCAGUGGAAACUUUGGUUCUCACAUGAGAGAUUCAGUUUCACCAAGCAGUUCUCCCAUUCAAGGUUCAAUCAAACCAAUGCCAAGCUUGAAGAAAAUGGUACCCAAUAAACAUCAAACGUCCAGCCUCAACAAAAACUCUAACUUGCGAGGGUCUCGGAAGUCCGGUACCCUAUCUUCAAAAAUGAGGGGUCGCAACUCUGUCCCUUCUCAUAGCUCUAGAAUAAUUAUUGAGAAUGGCAGUGGCAGGCAACUACUAUUUUGCCAUUGUUGGACACCAUGACAACCCCAUGUUUGAGAUGGAGUUUACACCAGCCAACAAAGAGCCCAAGAAGGAAGAUCAUCGGCACCUCAACCAGUUCAUCGCCCACGCAGCUCUUGACCUGGUGGAUGAGAGCAUGUGGACCACGGGCAACAUGUAUCUCAGACUGGUUGAUAAGUUUAACGAGUG